AUGCCUGAGCUGACCUGUGUAAGGGAUGUCCAAAGGCUUACUGGAAGAGUGGUAGCGCUCAAUCGCUUUAUGUCGAGGUCGGCAAAGAGAUGCUUGCCAUUUUUUAGGAAGUUGAGGAAAGUUCUGAACUUCGAAUGGACCGAGGACUGUCGAGAAGCUUUCAAAGAGUUCAAAAGCUAUCUUAACUCGCCACAUGUGCUCAGUAGUCCACUGGAGGGAGAAGAGCUCCUGAUCUACUUAUCAGCCUCAGAGCAAGCUGUCAGUGCUGUACCGGUGAGAGCGGAAGGAGGAGAGCAGAAGCCAAUUUUCUAUGUCAGCAAAGUGCUCAAAGAUGCUGAGGUGAGAUACCUGAACAUUGAAAAAAUAGCAUAUGCUCUGUUGCUGGCGGUCAGAAAAUUCAGAGUUUACUUAGAGAGCCACCAAGGAGUAGUAAUGACAGAUCAGCCGCUGAAGAAAAUUCUCCAUAGACCAGAAACUUCAGACUUCAUAGCAGAGUGUUCCUUCAACAAAAAACAAGCAGAGCUGGGUAGGACAUCCUCACAAACACUAGAGGGUGAGCCAGAGGGGCAGUCCUCUAUAGAAUUCAGCUGGAAGCUAUAUGUAGACGGAGCAUCCGGCGCAGGGGGCAGUGGUGCGGGAGUAAUGCUGAAAGGUCCUGAAGGAUUCAAAGUUUGCUAUGCUCUGCACCUAAAGUUCAGUGCCUCCAACAAUGUAGCAGACUAUGAAGCCCUAAUAAAUGGGAUGUUGAUUGCAAUGGAAGUAGGGGUGACUGACCUCGAGGUAAAUAGCGACUCCCAGCUAGUGGUCAAUCAGAUAACGGGAGCAUAUCAGGCAAGAAACCCGACCAUGCAGAGCUACUUGACAAGGGUAAAGGCCAUAGAAAUUGAGCUCGAAAGGCAGAGAAUCGUGGUAAAGUAUCAGAUAAUACCCAGGGAAGAAAAUGAGGAGGCAGACAUGUUAAGUCGACUGACUAGAGAAGAGCUGGAGCAGCUCCCAAAUGAGGUGUAUAUACAACACGUUCACAUUCCUGCUUUUGAAAAAGCAAACAUCGUGAUGGAAGUCAAAGGACAGAACUGGAUGACCCCGUACCUAGAAUAUUUAGAGAAGGGAAAGCUUCCGGAAGACAAAGUCGAUGCGAAGAAAAUUGCAGCCCGAGCUGCUAACUACCAAGCGGUGAGGGGGACCCUAUACUGA
This is a messenger RNA of Manihot esculenta (cassava), 1194 nucleotides long. RefSeq lists its product as uncharacterized. The transcript is spliced from 2 exons. Gene Ontology annotation, molecular function: RNA-DNA hybrid ribonuclease activity; nucleic acid binding. The record is from RefSeq and is a predicted model, not a curated record. The coding region runs from base 1 to 1194 and encodes 397 amino acids. Lineage: Eukaryota; Viridiplantae; Streptophyta; Magnoliopsida; Malpighiales; Euphorbiaceae.